Messenger RNA from Mesitornis unicolor (brown roatelo), 2416 nucleotides. RefSeq names its product caseinolytic mitochondrial matrix peptidase chaperone subunit (gene CLPX). Gene Ontology annotation, cellular component: mitochondrial matrix. The record is from RefSeq and is a predicted model, not a curated record. Bases 26 to 1918 code for a protein of 630 amino acids. Gene Ontology annotation, biological process: protein folding; proteolysis; protein catabolic process. Gene Ontology annotation, molecular function: ATP binding; ATP-dependent protein folding chaperone; protein dimerization activity. The transcript is spliced from 14 exons. NCBI's taxonomy places the organism in Eukaryota, Metazoa, Chordata, Aves, Mesitornithiformes, Mesitornithidae.
AGCGGGCCGGGCCCGCGGCCGCACCAUGUCUGCCUGCCACAGCUGCGCCGCUGCCGCUCGUCUUCUGGGCUCCACGCUGCCCUCUGCGCGGAGAGGUAUUACUUGUGGUCGUUCGCGCAUCCCUGUCUUACGGAAACUUGGGACUUUUGAAACUCGUUCCCUAAGACGGAUUCCUCUUAGAAACUUUUCGGAAACACCAGCAUAUUUUGCGUCAAAGGACGGUGCAAGCAAGGAUGGUUCUGGAGACGGAAGCAAGAAGUCUGUUGGUGAGGGAGGUGGUAAAAAAUCAAGCUCUGGAAGCUCUGGGAAAGGAGGGAACCAGCUGCGCUGCCCCAAGUGUGGUGACUUGUGCACACACGUGGAGACCUUUGUGUCUUCCACCCGUUUUGUGAAGUGUGAAAAGUGUCACCAUUUUUUUGUUGUACUGUCAGAGGCAGACACAAAAAAGAGCAUCAUUAAAGAGCCCGAGUCAGCAGCAGAAGCUGUGAAAUUGGCAUUCCAGCAGAAGCCACCUCCUCCACCGAAAAAGAUUUAUAACUACCUCGACAAAUACGUUGUUGGUCAGUGUUUUGCCAAGAAGGUGCUUUCAGUUGCUGUGUACAAUCAUUACAAGAGAAUCUACAAUAAUAUCCCAGCUAACCUGAGACAGCAAGCAGAAGUUGAAAAGCAGACUUCUUUAACACCGAGAGAAUUAGAAAUCAGAAGACGGGAGGAUGAGUACAGAUUUACAAAGCUACUGCAGAUUGCUGGAAUCAGUCCACACGGUAACGCGUUAGGAGCAUCAAUGCAGCAACAGAUGAACCAGCAGAUACCUCAGGAAAAACGGGGAGGAGAAGUUCUAGAUUCACCUAAUGACGACAUAAAACUUGAAAAAAGUAAUAUUUUGCUACUUGGACCAACUGGAUCAGGUAAAACCUUGCUGGCUCAGACUCUAGCUAAAUGCCUAGACGUACCUUUUGCUAUCUGUGAUUGUACUACCUUGACUCAAGCUGGCUACGUUGGUGAAGACAUCGAAUCUGUCAUUGCGAAACUCCUGCAGGAUGCCAACUACAACAUAGAAAAAGCUCAGCAAGGAAUUGUUUUUCUGGAUGAAGUAGAUAAGAUUGGCAGCGUUCCCGGUAUUCAUCAGUUACGGGAUGUCGGAGGAGAAGGUGUUCAACAAGGCUUGUUGAAAUUACUAGAAGGCACAAUAGUAAACGUUCCUGAAAAGAAUUCUCGUAAACUCCGGGGAGAAACAGUGCAGGUUGACACAACAAACAUCCUCUUUGUAGCUUCUGGUGCUUUUAAUGGUCUUGACAGAAUUAUCAGCAGGAGGAAAAAUGAAAAAUAUCUAGGAUUUGGGACACCAGCAAAUAUGGGAAAAGGCAGAAGGGCUGCAGCAGCAGCUGAUCUUGCCAAUAUCAGUGGAGAAUCCGACCCACAUGAGGAUAUUGAAGAAAAGGAUCGCUUGCUGCGUCACGUGGAAGCCAGAGAUCUCAUAGAGUUUGGCAUGAUUCCUGAGUUUGUGGGACGCUUGCCCGUUGUGGUUCCUCUGCACAGCCUGGAUGAGAAAACCCUUGUACGAAUUCUUACUGAGCCACGAAAUGCCGUGGUUCCUCAAUACCAAGCACUUUUCAGCAUGGAUAAGUGUGAAUUAAAUGUUACUGAAGAUGCAUUGAAGGCUAUAGCCAGACUGGCCUUGGACAGAAAAACUGGUGCACGAGGUCUUCGAUCUAUAAUGGAAAAGCUGUUGCUGGAGCCCAUGUUUGAAGUGCCCAAUUCUGACAUCGUAUGCGUGGAAGUUGACAAAGAUGUUGUAGAAGGCAAAAAAGAGCCAGGAUACAUUAGGGCUCCCACUAAAGAUUCAUCUGAAGAAGAAUAUGACUCUGGCGUUGAGGAAGAAGGCUGGCCUCGACAAGCUGAUGCUGCAAACCAUUAAAUACUGUCAGAAUGCUCACCCACCUAAAGCGCACUUGGUUAUUUCCUUAUGAUUGCCUCUGGCUGCAGUCUGAUACUAAAGGCAUUGGAUCUAUCUCGGAUAGGAUACGUGAUGAGGAACUUUAUUAGAUAAAUCAGGUCGUGUAUUUUAUUGCAACAUCACGUUGAUUUAUUUGAUGGACAUUGUGUGGACUUGGAUGGCAUAAUGUUCAAAUAUGAAUUGUAUAUUACACUUGUUCGAUUCAAAUGUAUAGCAAAUACAGCAGCACCUGGAUUGCUCUUCCUAGCAACUAAAACGGCAACACAGGUGCUGCCAAUAGUUAGAUUUUACAAUAAUGUUACUCUACAAAUGGAAAAUCAAGAUUAAUAAUUAGUAGAGGGUGAAUAAACUUAUCAGCUCCUCAUGGUUCACAGAGGGUUGCGUUCAGGUCAGUGUUAGAUUUCUGCUGGUGUUUGAAACCCGAUGGGUGCUGGAGUGACUUGUUACAUGGAGGGGAAG